UUAUUUCCUUUCCCAAACGCAACGUUGACACGGAAACAAAACAAUGCAUCAUGUGCUACAACUACAAACUGUGAAAUUCAAAACUACCCAAUUCCUCAACCGACAAAUUCACUCUCAUUUUCUCUCUUAAAUCUUAUAGUACCAUGAUUUCAUAAGAAAAAAAAAAACAUCAUCAUCAAAUUGUUUUUUUUUUUUAAAUUUUAUUUUAUUUUAGUUUCUCGAGAAAAAAUAUAACAUGUCUGACGCUUUGAUCAAUGGAUUGGCUGGAGCUGGUGGAGGGAUCAUUGCUCAACUUAUCACAUACCCUCUUCAAACUGUAAACACUCGUCAACAAACCAAUCGUGAUCCGAAGGGCAAGAAGAAUUUAGGGACUUUCCAGCAAAUGUGUCAGGUUGUGAAACAUGAGGGGUGGGAGCGAUUGUAUGGAGGCUUGACACCAUCACUUGUCGGUACAGCUACAUCUCAGGGUGUUUACUAUUAUUUCUAUCAAAUAUUCAGGAACCGAGCUGAAGCAGCAGCACUAGAGAAGAAAAUGCUAGGCACCGGUGAUGGUUCAGUUGGAAUGCUUUCCUCACUUGUUGUUGCUGCGUUAUCUGGCUGCGUUAACGUGCUCUUGACAAAUCCCAUAUGGCUAGUUGUUACUCGCAUGCAGACACAUAGAAAAGAGUCGAAGAGAGCCCUCACUGAUCCACGGUUGUCAGAUGCCAUUAAACAAUCAACACUUUCUACUAUUGAGCCUCGUGCUUAUGGAACUAGUCAUGUGAUUCAAGAAGUUUAUGAUGAAGCUGGUGUUUUAGGUUUCUGGAAGGGCGUGUUACCAACAUUAGUCAUGGUUAGCAAUCCUUCCAUACAGUUCAUGCUGUAUGAAACCUUGUUGGCGAAGUUGAAAAGAGGACGUGCUAGUAAUAGCGUAACUGCAAUAGAGAUAUUUCUUCUCGGAGCUAUCGCUAAGCUUGGAGCUACGGUGGUGACCUAUCCUCUUCUUGUUGUCAAGGUAUAUCAUACCAGUUUUUUGCAUUGUGGUGGCUCUAUCUGGCUAUAUGAAAUCAUAAUCUUAGCAGCAUAAAAAAAAGAUGAGCAAUUAAAUAUAAUAACUCUUAAUCCAGAGGUCAAGGAUAAUGGUAGAAAUUAGAAACUACAAUUGGGCGUGGUCAUUUUUUUUGCUAGUCGGCAGGUGACUAUGGAUUAGUAUUCAAAGAAGGGAGUAUGGAUCGUUUUGAACAUCCGAUAAAUGAAACCAAGAAAUUAUCUGAAUACAAUUUUGGGAUUAAAAUUGCUAGAAUAUGCCAUGAAUUUGCCUCUUGGUAUUAUCUAGGACUUAUAACAUCAAUAUGGUAAUGAUGCUAGAUGGAACUUUGAAAUGUUGGAAUGAUGAUUAUUUAUGCAUUACUUGAAAAUAAUGAAUUAUUUGUUUUUAUGAUACAUGUGUCCAAUACUGUUAGUAAUUUGUUAAAUGUUUUUGACAAAAUAUAAACGGCGGUCAUGAUAGGGAUUUGGGUAUUACUGGGUUCCAAGUCCCAUAUCCAUUAGUAUGGCUCGGUGGAGUAUUUAAGUAGCUUGGUUCUUCCCCCUGAUACUAGCUUUUAAGGAAGGGUUCCCCAAGUGCUUGAAUACAUAUACACUGGUAUCAAAGCCUGGUUGUCGAUGGCUCAAAACGGGCUACAGAGAUGACCAUAGAGGUCGAGUAAAGCGUCGUAGAAUGCAGCUUCCGAAACAUUAACUCUCACAUACAUUGCUAUAAUAAGGACUUGGGUUUAAUGGCGUGUCCAAGUCCCACAUCGAGUAGUAUAGGAUGCUUGGUGGAGUAUUUAAGUGGUUUGGUUCUUCCCCCUUGAUAUCUAGUUUUUAAGGGAGGGUUUCCCAAGUACUUGAAUACUUGUCAGUUUAUUUAGUAUAGGAUACUUGAAUACUUCUUGUUAUUUGUUCAUAUACUCAAUAGUCAAUAAUCAAUAUGUCUCGUUUCUUAAAUCCAUCGUGUGUCAGCAUAUCCUUCUUGUUUGUGAUGUAGUUGUUCAUUAUUCUUAGGACUGAACGGACGAGAG
Messenger RNA from Trifolium pratense (red clover), 2042 nucleotides. RefSeq names its product peroxisomal nicotinamide adenine dinucleotide carrier-like. Bases 236 to 1066 code for a protein of 276 amino acids. The transcript is spliced from 10 exons. Gene Ontology annotation, biological process: transmembrane transport; nucleotide transport. Lineage: Eukaryota; Viridiplantae; Streptophyta; Magnoliopsida; Fabales; Fabaceae. The record is from RefSeq and is a predicted model, not a curated record.